ACUGCCUUUAAUUUAAUUAAUUGAUUCCUCCAAUAGAUUAGAUUAGCCCGCAUAAAACUUCAGCUUUAUAAACAAGCCGCUCUACCACAUUGAAUCAAUCUUCCCAAACCUUCUUCUUAUAACUAUCCGACUCCUCUCUCCAUCGAUCGAUAUCCACCUCUCUGUUUUUUGAUGGAUACCUACCCAACAUUCUAUUCUUCUUCAUCAACGCCACCUUCUGCUGCUGCUUCUUCGCUGUCAUUGAACAUGGUGAACACUCAUCCUCAUCAUGCUUACAGUAACGAUCAUCAGUACCAAGCUAGCAACAACAAGGCAAAUGGGUUCUUGGGGCUGAUGUCAGAGAUGGAGGUUUCGAACAGCAUGAGUAGUAUUACCCAGCAGAGCAUGAAAAGCUUUGGGGAGGGUGAAAGUAAUACAGCAGUAAGAUUAGGGAUGAAGAAGGGAGACAAGAAGAUCAGGAAGCCGAGAUAUGCGUUUCAGACCAGGAGCCAAGUCGAUAUACUUGACGAUGGAUACAGGUGGAGAAAGUAUGGCCAAAAAGCAGUCAAGAACAACAAGUUCCCAAGAAGCUACUAUCGGUGCACGCAUCAGGGUUGCAAUGUGAAGAAGCAAGUUCAGAGACUAACCAGGGAUGAAGGAGUUGUGGUGACUACAUAUGAAGGCAUGCAUUCUCAUCCCAUUGAGAAGUCUACCGAUAACUUCGAGCAUAUUUUGACCCAGAUGCAAAUCUACACUUCUUUCUGAUUCAUAAACAAUAUAUAGCAGUACUGUUCAGUGACAAUUACAUGCCUGCUGUGCUUUGUAAUUUGUAAAUUACUGUGUAGUUGCUAGCUAGCUAGUUUUGAACCAACAAUAAAAUGUACGUCCCUUACACAUUCUAUUUAUUAUUAAUCAGUCGUGUUGGUUUCUAGUUUAGUUAA
This is a messenger RNA of Fragaria vesca subsp. vesca, 920 nucleotides long. Its product is annotated as probable WRKY transcription factor 12-like. NCBI's taxonomy places the organism in Eukaryota, Viridiplantae, Streptophyta, Magnoliopsida, Rosales, Rosaceae. Gene Ontology annotation, molecular function: DNA-binding transcription factor activity; sequence-specific DNA binding. The coding region runs from base 172 to 744 and encodes 190 amino acids. Gene Ontology annotation, biological process: regulation of DNA-templated transcription. The transcript is spliced from 2 exons. The record is from RefSeq and is a predicted model, not a curated record.